CAGUGAUAGUAAAAUUAAACCAAAGCCGCUUUUGCAAGUCAUACAAUUGAAUUUUCAUAAUAGCGUACUAGUAUUUUUAAUUUUAAACAAGUCUAUAAUUCUAUUUAUCUAUUUUAACUACAGAAAUUUUCUGAAAAACUUAAAAUCAUGUUCUUAACACGUUCAGAAUACGACAGAGGAGUAAACACAUUCUCUCCAGAAGGCAGACUGUUUCAGGUGGAAUAUGCAAUUGAAGCAAUUAAAUUGGGUUCUACGGCCAUUGGCAUUUGUACACCUGAAGGUGUAGUGUUAGGAGUAGAAAAACGAAUCACUUCACCACUAAUGAUCACUAGCAAGAUAGAAAAAAUCUUUGAAGUUGAUAAGCACAUUGGUUGCGCAGUUAGUGGGCUGAUUGCAGACUCUCGUACAAUGGUUGAAAGAGCUAGAGCUGAGUCACAAAACCAUUGGUUUACAUACAACGAACAAAUGAGUGUUGAAUCUGUGGCACAAGCUGUAUCUAAUCUAGCCAUACAAUUCAGUGGAGAUUAUGAUAGCAAAGAACCUGCAAUGAGUCGUCCAUUUGGUGUUGCAAUAAUGUUUGCAGGUAUUGAUAACAAUGGUCCACAACUAUUUCAUUUGGACCCAUCAGGCACGUAUGUCCAGUAUAACGCUAAAGCUAUUGGAUCCGGUAGUGAAGGUGCUCAACAGACAUUGCAAGAAAAAUAUCACAAAUCGAUGGGAUUAAAUGAAGCUAUAAAUGUUAUUUUGAACAUACUGAAACAAGUUAUGGAGGAUAAACUCAGUCCUACUAAUAUCGAAAUUGUUACUGUGACACCUGAUAAACUGUACCACAUGUUGGAUAAAGAAGAACUUCAAGAGGUGUUUGAUAAGCUUGUACCUUUCCCUGAAGAAACUAAGGCUAGUUCAUCAACUGCUGUUUCUGGAACGGUCGCCUAAGAUACAUAUUGAUUAUAAGUUAUAAAAUUUAAAAAAUAAAAUCAUAUUUCAUUGGUGUAUGUCACUAGAGAAAAAAUAUACAUUUAAUAUUUUUCAUA
This is a messenger RNA of Aphis gossypii (cotton aphid), 1034 nucleotides long. It is a transcript of the gene Prosalpha5, whose product is annotated as proteasome subunit alpha type-5. The record is from RefSeq and is a predicted model, not a curated record. Gene Ontology annotation, cellular component: proteasome core complex; nucleus; proteasome core complex, alpha-subunit complex. Gene Ontology annotation, biological process: proteasome-mediated ubiquitin-dependent protein catabolic process. NCBI's taxonomy places the organism in Eukaryota, Metazoa, Arthropoda, Insecta, Hemiptera, Aphididae. The coding region runs from base 148 to 936 and encodes 262 amino acids. The transcript has 6 exons.